Molecule: messenger RNA, 2558 nt
Organism: Dama dama (fallow deer)
Lineage: Eukaryota; Metazoa; Chordata; Mammalia; Artiodactyla; Cervidae
Gene: STARD6
Product: StAR related lipid transfer domain containing 6
Exons: 2
Coding region: 805-2532 (575 amino acids)
Molecular function (GO): lipid binding
Source: RefSeq, a predicted model, not a curated record
GGAUACAUUCAUAUGUCAUACCAUUACACAAAGCUUUGCCAUGGGCUCAAUUUCCCCCCGAGACUUUAUCGACUUAGUCUCUUUGAAGCACUAUGAAGGGAAUACGGAUGUUAUCAGUGGGAACUGGAAUGCAAAAGUAGGAAGUCAAGAAACAUGUGGAGUAACAGGCACAUUUGGCCUUGGAGUACAGAAUGAAGCAGGGCAAAGGCUAAUAGAGUUUUGCCAAGAGAAUGCACUGAUCAUAGCAAACACCAUCUUCCAACAACUCAAGAGAAGACUCUACACAUGGACAUCACCAGAUGGUCAACACCAAAAUCAGAUUGAUUAUAUUCUUUGCAGCCAAAGAUGGAGAAGCUUUAUACAGGCAGCAAAAACAAGACUGGGAACUGACUGUGGCUCAGAUCAUGAACUCCUUAUUGCCAAAUUCAGACUUAAAUUGAAGAAAGUGGGGAAAACCACUAGACCAGGCAGGUAUGACCUAAAUCAAAUCCCUUAUGAUUAUAUAGUGGAAGUGAGAAAUAGAUUUAAGGGACUAGAUCUGAUAGAGUGCCUGAGGAACUAUGGACAGAGGUUUGUGACAUUGUACAGGAGACAGGGAUCAAGACCAUCCCCAAGAAAAAGAAAUGCAAAAAAGCGAAAUGGCUGGCUGAGGAGGCCUUACAAAUAGCUGUGAGAAGAGAAGUGAAAAGCAAAGGAGAAAAGGAAAGAUAUUCCCAUUUGAAUGCAGAAUUCCAAAGAAUAGCCAGGAGAGAUAAGAAAGCCUUCCUCAGCGAUCAAUGCAAAGAAAUAGAGGAAAACAAUAGAAUGGGAAAGACUAGAGAUCUCUUCAAGAAAAUUAAAGAUACCAAGGGAACAUUUCAUGCCAAGAUCGGCUCAAUAAAGGACAGAAAUGGUAGGGACCUAACAGAAGCAGAAGAUAUUAAGAAGAGGUGGCAAGAAUACACAGAAGAACUGUACAAAAAAGAUCUUCAUGACCCAGAUAAUCAUGAUGGUGUGAUCACUCACCUAGAGCCAGACAUCCUGGCAUGUGAAGUCAAGUGGGCCUUAGGAAGCAUCACUAUGAACAAAGCGAGGGGAGGUGAUGGAAUUCCAGAUGAGCUAUUUCAAAUCCUAAAAGAUGAUGCUGUGAAAAUGCUGCACUCAAUAUGCCAGCAAAUUUGGAAAACUCAGCAGUGGCCACAGGACUGGAAAAGGUCAGUUUUCAUUCCAACCCCAAAGAAAGGCAAUGCCAAAGAAUGCUCAAACUACCACACAAUUGCACUCACCUCACACGCUAGUAAAGUAAUCCUUGAAAUUCUCCAAGCCAGGUUUCAGCAAUACGUGAACCAUGAACUUUCAGAUGUUCAAGCUGGUUUUAGAAGAGGCAGACAAACCAGAGAUCAAAUUGCCAACAUCCACUGGAUGAUUGAAAAAGCAAGAGAGUUCCAGAAAAACGUCUGUUUCUGCUUUAUUGACUAUGCCAAAGCCUUUGACUGUGUGGAUCACAACAAACUGUGGAAAAUUCUGAAAGAGAUGGGAAUAGCAGACCACCUGACCUGCCUCUUGAGAAACCUGUAUGCAGGUCAGGAAGCAACAGUUAGAACUGGACACGGACCAACAGACUGGUUCCAAAUAGGAAAAGGAGUACGUCAAGGCUGUAUAUUGUCACCCAGCUUAUUUAACUUAUAUGCAGAGUACAUCAUGAGAAACGCUGGGCUGGAAGAAGCACAAGCUGGAAUCAAGAUUGCCAGAAGAAAUAUCAAUAACCUCAGAUAUGCAGAUGACACCACCCUUAUGGCAGAAAGUGAAGAAGCACUAAAGAACCUCUUGAUGAAAGUGAAAGAGGAGAGUGAAAAAAUUGGCUUAAAGCUCAACAUUAGGAAAACUAAGAUCAUGGCAUCCGGCCCCAUCACUUUAUGGCAAAUAGAUGGGGAAACAGUGGCUGACUUUAUUUUUUGGGGCUCCCAAAUCACUGCAGAAGGUGAUUGCAGCCAUGAAAUUAAAAGACGCUUAUUCCUUGGAAGAAAAGUUAGGACCAACCUAGACAGCAUAUUAAAAAGCAGAGACAUUACUUUGUCAACAAAGGUCCUGUCUAGUCAAGGCUAUGGUUUUUCCAGGGUCAUGUAUGGAUGUGAGAGUUGGACUAUAAAGAAAGCUGAGCGCCAAAGAAUUGAUGCUUUUGAACUGUGGUGUUGGAGAAGACUCUUGAGAGUCCCUUGGACAACAAGGAGGUCCAACCAGUCCAUCCUAAAGGACAUCAGUCCUGGGUGUUCAUUGGAAGGACUGAUGUUGAAGCUGAAACUCCAAUACUUUGGCCACCUGAUGCGAAGAACUGACUCAUUGGAAAAGACCCUGAUGCUGGGAAAGAUUGAGGGCGGGAGGAGAAGGGGACGACAGAGGAUGAGAUGGUUGGAUGGUAUCACCGACUCGAUGGACAUGAAUUUGGGUAAACUCUGGGAGUUGGUGAUGGACAGGGAGGCCUGGCGUGCUACAGUUCAUGGGGUCACAAAGACUCGGACACUGGGUGACUCAACUGAAGUAUCUAAAUGUUAAAAUAAGUUUAUUUGUACUGGUUUAAA